Messenger RNA from Panicum virgatum (switchgrass), 1263 nucleotides. RefSeq names its product polygalacturonase At1g48100-like. Gene Ontology annotation, molecular function: polygalacturonase activity. The record is from RefSeq and is a predicted model, not a curated record. Gene Ontology annotation, biological process: carbohydrate metabolic process. NCBI's taxonomy places the organism in Eukaryota, Viridiplantae, Streptophyta, Magnoliopsida, Poales, Poaceae. The transcript is spliced from 6 exons. Bases 1 to 1122 code for a protein of 373 amino acids.
AUGCAGGCGUUCGCCGACGCCUGGUCGGCGGCGUGCGCCGCCGGUGGGGCGUCGACGGUGCUGGUGCCGGCGAGCUACGUGUUCCUCGUCGGCCCCAUCACGUUCACGGGCGAUUCUUGCGAGCCCAACAUGGACUUUCAGGUGGAUGGCACGAUUCUCGCCCACACAGGGUCACCUGCAUGGCGCUCCGGGGUUUUGACGCAGUGGCUAGAGUUCAAGAACGUCCGGGGGCUCGCCAUCCAAGGAAGCGGCACCGUCGACGGCCAGGGCAGCCACUGGUGGAGCGGCGGCGGUUCUGCCGCCGGCGACGCCGAGAUGGAGCUGGACUCCGAUCGUGCCGGAACAAGCAACAACAGACCAACAGCUGUGAGGGUGUUCCAGGGCGCCAACGUAACCGUGUCGGGGAUAACGAUCCGGAACAGCCCCAGGUUCCACCUCACCGUCGACACCUGCCGUGCCGUCCAGGUGCACGACGUCACCGUGUCCUCGCCCGGUGACAGCCCCAACACCGACGGCAUCCACCUCGCCGGCUCCGUCGGCGUCUCCAUCCACCGCUCCACCAUCGCCUGUGGUGAUGACUGCAUCUCCAUUCAGGACGGCUGCUCCGACGUGUUCAUCCGUGGCGUGCACUGCGGCCCGGGCCACGGCAUCAGCAUCGGCGGGCUCGGCAAGGGCGGCGCGUCGGCGGCCGUCUCCGACGUCACCGUGCAGGACGUCACGCUGAACCAGACGAUGACCGGCGUCCGGAUCAAGACCUGGCAGGGCGGGUCGGGGUCGGUGAAGAACGUGCGGUUCUCCGGCGUGACGGUGUCGGCGGUGAAGACGCCGGUGGUGAUCGACCAGUACUACUGCGACCACGCGACGUGCAGCAACCAGACGGCGGCGGUGGCCGUGGCGGGCGUGGCGUACCAGGGCGUCGCGGGCACGUACACGGAGCGGCCGGUGUACCUGGCGUGCAGCGACGCCGCGCCGUGCUCGGGGAUCCACCUCGCUGACAUCCAGCUCACGCCGGUGAGGGACGGCGGCCACCACCUCGACGGGCCCUUCUGCUGGAAGGCGUACGGCGACCAAGUGGAGCCCGUCGAGCCGCCGGUCGACUGCCUACUGGCCGAAGCUCCAUGACCACGCCGGCUGGCAUGCGUCACCGUUUGACAUAUAGAAAUGGACAGCUUUGUAUAGAAAAUGAGUUUUGGUUGUGUUGAAAAGUGCGGUCGCCGCGAGUACGCCGGCCCGCUUUUGUAACGUGGCUACAGUAGUUUUCUA